UCAUAUUGUGAAAGAGAAUGAAGAGAGACUCCCUAUUGAUCUUGUGCUCCAUUAUUCUCUUCUCAUCCUUUUGCUCAAAUGUAGAUGGUCGUUUAGGCUGUGGAGAUAAUAUGCUUGGUUGUUUCUAUCAAGAGGGAGCUCGACCAGAGAAUGCAGAUAUUUAUGGUUUCAAUGGUAAUGGAGAUGUAGCGAGAGAUUUGAGGAUGGUACCUUCGGGUCCGGACCCUUUGCAUCACCAUGGAAGCCCAAAGAAGCCCAGAAAUGGCCCAUGAGCGUCCUCAACUAGCAAAUAUCUUUAUCCUUUUUUCAAGCAAUGGCCCGUAUUGCUUCUACAGCU
Messenger RNA from Asparagus officinalis (garden asparagus), 337 nucleotides. RefSeq lists its product as uncharacterized. The record is from RefSeq and is a predicted model, not a curated record. The transcript is spliced from 3 exons. The coding region runs from base 18 to 272 and encodes 84 amino acids. Lineage: Eukaryota; Viridiplantae; Streptophyta; Magnoliopsida; Asparagales; Asparagaceae.